Erigeron canadensis is the source of this 1020-nucleotide messenger RNA. RefSeq names its product bax inhibitor 1-like. The transcript is spliced from 6 exons. NCBI's taxonomy places the organism in Eukaryota, Viridiplantae, Streptophyta, Magnoliopsida, Asterales, Asteraceae. Bases 78 to 830 code for a protein of 250 amino acids. Gene Ontology annotation, cellular component: membrane. Gene Ontology annotation, biological process: negative regulation of apoptotic process. The record is from RefSeq and is a predicted model, not a curated record.
GUGGUUUCUUUCCCCAAAAGUCAUCUUCUAUCAAAAAUCAAUUUAGAAAUCAAAUAAAAUAAUUUCUCUGAUUGAAAAUGGAAUCGUUCUCAUCGUUCUUCGGAUCAUCACAAUCGGCCUCUCAUCGUAACAGUUGGAGUUACGAUUCUCUUAAAAAUUUCCGUCAAAUCUCUCCCCUUGUUCAAACUCAUCUCAAACAGGUGUAUCUAUCGCUAUGUUGCGCUCUUGUAGCGUCUGCAGUCGGAGCUUAUCUUCAUAUCCUAUGGAACAUUGGUGGUCUCCUGACCACUUUUGCUUCCUUGGGAUGUAUGUUUUGGUUACUCGCCACUCCUACAUACCAUGAGCAAAAGAGGGUGUCUUUGUUGAUGGCGUCUUCCCUUCUCCAAGGAGCCUCCAUUGGUCCCCUUAUCGAAGUGGCCAUUGAUUUUGACCCAAGCAUUUUGGUGAGUGCAUUCAUGGGAACUGCAAUCGCGUUUGCUUGUUUCUCAGGAGCAGCCAUGUUAGCAAGGCGCCGAGAGUACCUCUACCUAGGAGGCCUUCUUUCUUCUGGUGUCUCGAUCCUUUUCUGGUUGCAUUUUGCUUCAUCCAUCUUUGGUGGCUCUGUGGCCAUGUUCAAGUUUGAGCUGUAUUUUGGGCUGCUAGUAUUUGUUGGGUACAUGGUGGUUGAUACACAGGAGAUCAUUGAGAAGGCUCACCUUGGAGAUCUAGACUACGUCAAACAUGCACUCACUCUCUUUACUGACUUUGUUGCUGUCUUUGUUCGCAUCCUGAUCAUCAUGUUGAAGAAUUCUGCUGAGAGGGAAGAGAGGAAGAAGAAGAGGAGGGAUUAGAGUUUUUCAGACUAACUGAAACCUCGGAAUAAUAACACUAAGAAUAUGUAUUUCUCGCAUAUGUUUAAUUUUCGUUAGAAAUCAAUUGUACUUGUGUACUUCUGAAUUUUUACUUGCAAGUAUGUAUUACAAACGGAUAACUGUUAAUUAAGAACAAAAUGUAGCGUGAAUAUCAGUUUAUUAAUCUUCA